ACAACAAUAACUACAAUAAUUUUUGGAUUCAUCAAAAACCCAAAUUGAUGCCUUCUUCUUCUUUCAAUAAAGAUUGUUAAAGCUUCAAACUUUACUUGAUUCCUUGUACAUCCAACACUUUUUUACCUCAAUUUGAAAGUGGGUUUUGAUGCAUUUUUACUAUUUCAGUCUUUAUCAAGAAAAAGAGUAACACAGUCACACAUAAAUUGGACAGAAUAGUGGAAGAAAAGGAGAUGAAGCUGGUAAACGAGAUUAUGCGUUCUUCAGAAUCACUAGCAGUGAAUGAUUUCUCCUCAGAUGCUUGUUAUUCUCAAGCAACAGAUGAAGUUGAUAAGAGGAUAGAUACGGGUAAUAUUGAAGAAGCCGAGUCAUCUCUUCGUGAAAAUGGUUCUUUAAACUUUGAGGAAGCAAGAGCAUUGUUAGGGAGGUACGAAUAUCAAAAGGGAAAUAUAGAAGCCGCUCUUCACGUGUUUGAAGGGAUAGAUAUAGCCACAGCAAUUCCAAAGAUGAAGAUUAGCCUUGUCCAAAGAGCCGAAACUCGUAAAAAACUUUCCCAUAGUUAUGCGGAGCCGCCAUUGUCGAUACAUGCUGUUGGUUUACUCCUCGAGGCAGUUUAUUUAAAGGCAAAAUCGUUGCAAGUUCUUCAAAGGUAUAAAGAAGCUGCUCAAUCGUGCAAAAUUAUUCUAGACAUAAUCGAAUCCUCAUUACCUGAAGGCUUGCCUGAUAACUUUGGCGCUGACUGUAAAUUGCAAGAAACUCUAAACCAUGCAGUUGAGUUACUUCCAGAGUUAUGGAAACUUGCGGGUUCACCCCAAGAAGCAGUUUUGUCUUUCAGACGGGCCCUACUUCAUCACCAAAAGCUAAAUGCAGAAACAACCGCAAAAAUUCAGAAAGAUUUUGCCCUUUUUCUUCUUUAUAAUGGAGGCGAAGAAGCUAUCCCCCCAAAUUUAAGAUCCCAAAUGGACACUUCAUUUGUGCCAAAAAAUAACAUUGAAGAAGCGAUUUUACUUCUAAUGAUAUUAUUAAGAAAGGUUUCUUUGAAGAUGAUCAAGUGGGACCCAAUGAUUUUAGAUCAUCUUUCUUAUGCCUUAUCUAUUUCUAAUGGACUAGGAGCUAUGUGUUCACAGCUAGAAGAGUUGCCUGCAGGAAUUAUUGACAAUAAAGAACGAUACCUUCUUUUAGCCCUAUGUUACCAUGAACAAGGUGAUGAUUCAUCUGCUUUACAGUUAUUAAGAAAUAUAUAUAAACACGAUGAUUCACAUUGUGGGCCUGCUUUACUGUUGGCCUCAAAAAUUUGUGGCGGAGAUUCAAAUUCUUCCGAAGAAGGUGUAACUACUGCUAGAAGGGCCAUUCGGGAGUUAGAAACAAGAUGUGAUGAGAUGGUUGGUGUUGCUUAUUAUUUAUUAGCAAUUUCAAUGUCGGUUAACUGUAGAUUUGCUAUUAGUGAUCAUGAAAGAGUCGAGAAACAAUCUGAGGUGAUUCUUUGUUUAGAAACAGCGGGGAUAAUGACGGGAAUGAAUGAUUCAAGAAUUCUUUAUAAUUUGAGUUUAGAAAAUGCUGAGCAGAGGAAGUUGGAUGCUGCUCUCGGCUAUGCAAAACGCUUGACUAAAUUGGAAGGUGGGUCUAGUGUUAAAGGUUGGAUCCUAUUGGCCAGGAUAUUGUCUGGUCAAAAACGGUUUUUGGAGGGUGAAACAGUCAUUAACGCUGCUCUAGAACAAACCGGGAAAUGGGAUCAAGGAGAAUUGUUAAGAACUAAAGCAAGGCUUCAGGUUGCACAGGGUCAAAUAAAGUAUGCCAUCCAGACGUAUACACAGAUUCUUGCUGUUCUUCAAGUUCAGAAUAAAAGUUUCCGAUCUCAUAAAAAGAACCAUGAGAUUGGUGGAAAGCAUCUUCGAAGUUUGGAAAUGGAAAUAUGGCAUGAUCUAGCUAUGGUUUAUAUGAAGUUAUCCCAAUGGCGUGAUGCAGAGGCUUGUCUUUUGAAAUCGGAGACGAUUGAUUACUACUCAGCUUCUCGAUUGCAUAUCACUGGUUUACUCUAUGAAGCAAAGGGUCUCGAGAAAGAAGCCCAAAAAGCUUACGAACUUGCUUUAGAUGUGGAUCCUUGUCACGUGCAAAGUCUUGUUUCGAUGGCUGUGAUUACCCAGCGAGCAGGAGGCAAAUCGGCUGCUACAGCCAAAAGCUUCUUGACAGAAGCAUUAAGGCUAGACAGGCUGAACUCUUCUGCUUGGUAUAAUCUUGGCUUGUUUUACAAAGACGAUGGUCCCAUGUUCACAAGGGAAGCUGCCAAUUGUUUUGAGGCAGCAAGCAUACUCGAAGAGACCGAACCAAUUGAGCCUUUUAGAUAACUACCAUCACAUUGUUGAUACGAGUUAUUUAUUUAUUUUAUUUAUCAUUGUUUCAAUAUGUACAUUAUAAAACUGAGAAACGCAACCAACGGGCCAGAGCAAUUUUUUUGUGAAGUGUCACAUUCACUUUGCUUAAGCAAAUUAAACUUA
This is a messenger RNA of Erigeron canadensis, 2495 nucleotides long. RefSeq names its product protein NPGR2. The record is from RefSeq and is a predicted model, not a curated record. Gene Ontology annotation, molecular function: protein binding. The transcript is spliced from 6 exons. NCBI's taxonomy places the organism in Eukaryota, Viridiplantae, Streptophyta, Magnoliopsida, Asterales, Asteraceae. Bases 234 to 2345 code for a protein of 703 amino acids.